Molecule: messenger RNA, 1853 nt
Organism: Myripristis murdjan (pinecone soldierfish)
Lineage: Eukaryota; Metazoa; Chordata; Actinopteri; Holocentriformes; Holocentridae
Gene: map2k4b
Product: mitogen-activated protein kinase kinase 4b
Exons: 13
Coding region: 128-1411 (427 amino acids)
Biological process (GO): MAPK cascade; protein phosphorylation
Molecular function (GO): JUN kinase kinase activity; ATP binding
Source: RefSeq, a predicted model, not a curated record
AGCACAGACGUGGCCGUGGUGCAGCUGCUGCGUUCAAGUGACGCAGUGUCCCGUCUGGAGGCCGGGAGGGCGAAGUUUUCCUCUCUGCAUUGCAGCCUGAGCGCUGCUGCUGGAAUCCAACACAACAAUGGCGACUCCCAGUCCUGACAGCAACUCCACAAGCUCCAGCAACAACAGCAGCAACAUCGCAGGAUCCACGUCGCACCAACACCACCAGCAGACACAAAGCCUGACCACGGUCAGCAGCAGCAUGCAAGAAACCAACAGCUGCUGGAGAUGUCAGAUUGAAACAGGGUUUCAGAUAAGCCUGUCUGGAGUGGCCCAAAGUAAACGUAAAGCUCUGAAGCUGAAUUUCGCCAACCCUCCCGUGAAACCAGCAUCUAGGCUUCCCCUCAAUCCUCCGGCUCCCCCUUUCCAGAACCCACAUAUAGAGCGUCUGCGGACACACAGUAUCGAGUCAUCGGGGAAGCUGAAGAUCUCUCCAGAGCAGCAUUGUGACUUCACUGCAGAGGAUCUGAGAGACCUGGGGGAGAUUGGUCGUGGGGCCUAUGGCUCCGUCAACAAGAUGGUCCACAAACCUACGGGCCAGAUCAUGGCUGUAAAGAGGAUUCGCUCCACUGUGGAUGAGAAGGAGCAGAAGCAGCUGCUGAUGGAUCUAGACGUGGUGAUGAGGAGUAGUGACUGUCCUUACAUCGUUCAGUUCUACGGCGCUCUCUUCAGAGAGGGUGACUGUUGGAUAUGUAUGGAACUUAUGUCUACCUCAUUCGACAAAUUCUACAAAUAUGUAUAUUGUGCAUUAGAUGAAGUCAUUCCAGAGGAAAUAUUAGGCAAAAUAACAUUAGCAACCGUUAAAGCACUGAACCACUUAAAAGAAAACUUGAAAAUAAUUCACAGAGACAUCAAACCUUCCAACAUUCUUAUGGACCGAAAGGGCAACAUCAAGUUGUGUGAUUUCGGCAUCAGUGGUCAGCUGGUGGACUCCAUAGCCAAGACCAGAGAUGCAGGCUGCAGGCCGUACAUGGCGCCGGAGAGGAUAGACCCCAGCGCUUCUAGACAAGGUUAUGAUGUCCGGUCUGACGUGUGGAGCUUGGGAAUCACCCUGUACGAGCUGGCCACGGGAAGGUUUCCUUACCCAAAGUGGAAUAGUGUUUUUGAUCAGCUGACACAGGUGGUGAAGGGCGAGCCUCCUCAACUCAGCAACUCAGAGGAGAGGCAGUUCUCCCCUAAAUUCAUCAACUUUGUUAACCUAUGCCUUACAAAGGAUGAAUCAAAAAGGCCAAAGUACAAGGAGCUCCUGAAACAUCCGUUCAUCUUGAUGUACGAGGAGCGGUUCGUGGACGUUGCCAGUUACGUAUGUCGCAUCCUGGAUCAGAUCCCCUCCUCUCCCAUCUCCCCUAUGUAUGUGGAUUGACGGAGUAAGGCGGGAGAACGGUUGCGCCCGACACACAACGGGCGGGACACUAAGCCUCGUGAUGCGACGCAUGACAUCUUAGCCCUCAGAUGCAGUUACGUAGGAUCACCUGUUUAUUCACGUUCCAAAGAACAAAGGAACAAAGUCCAAAUUGCCCGGUGCAAUGAGAUUAUUGUUAUUAUUAUUAUUAUUAUUAUUAUCAUGAAUAAACACACCCUUCCACUUCCCAUCACGCCAUUCAGUGAAAUGUAAAAUCAUCCAUCUUCAGACAGCAAAAACUUGAAGACAUAACAUUGUCUUAGUAAAAUGCAAUGCUCAUCUUUUUUUUUUUUUUUAUGUGACGAAAAAGGAAUAGAGUAUACAUAUAUGGUAUAUAUACUUGAACUUGAUGUACACAAAUACAGAAUCUACCAAAUAAAAUGUUGACAAGUGACGCUCAUGA